Corythoichthys intestinalis (scribbled pipefish) is the source of this 1770-nucleotide messenger RNA. It is a transcript of the gene ypel3, whose product is annotated as yippee-like 3. The record is from RefSeq and is a predicted model, not a curated record. NCBI's taxonomy places the organism in Eukaryota, Metazoa, Chordata, Actinopteri, Syngnathiformes, Syngnathidae. The transcript is spliced from 5 exons. Bases 346 to 705 code for a protein of 119 amino acids.
UUCAGACUUCCCCCCUAAGUGUGUUUUCAUAAACAAACCACAUAUUUCAUCCGUCCGCGCAGCAAUUAGUCACGAACCUGACAAACUGCCAGCUUUUUCGAAUUUCGCUGUCUUUUCAACGGAGAAAUAUUUUGGGGAGAAACCGUCCUACAAAGGAACGCGGCAACGCGUGUCAAAAGCAGAAGCUGUCUUUAUUGUAUUUUUUGUGCAAGACGUAAACGCGUGAUCGACUGUUGCAUACUGUGAGCCUCGGCGCUUCGGAUCGUAUUAGUGUAUCUUUUUUUCAUCUGUCAGUAGCAGCAAUUCACCGUGUGUAGACAGGGAAGCGUCCUGACAUCAGGAGACAUGGUGAAGCUGACAAAAGCUAAGACAUUCCAGGCUUACCUGGACUCCUGCCACCGCCGCUACAGCUGUGUGCACUGCCGCGCCCAUCUGGCUAACCAUGAUGAUCUAAUCUCCAAGUCUUUCCAAGGUAGUCAAGGCAGAGCUUACCUCUUCAACUCUGUGGUAAACAUUGGCUGUGGUCCCGCGGAGGAAAGGCUGCUGCUCACGGGACUUCAUGCAGUGGCUGACAUCUAUUGUGAAAACUGUCACACCACUCUGGGCUGGAAAUAUGAACAAGCCUUUGAACUGAGUCAGAAGUACAAGGAAGGGAAGUUCAUCAUUGAGCUGUCCCACAUGAUAAAAGACAACGGCUGGGACUGAGCGGGAAAUCUUCAUUGUUCUCCAUGACUUUUUCCAAGUUGCAUCCCCUCGUCUUAGCAGGGUUCUUGUGUAGCUUCCUCAUCCCGCGUUUCAGCCAUCGCUGUGCCACACUUUCACUCUACGGCUUUGCCAUGAAUAGCAUGUGAUGCCUUAUCUUCCUCCUUUCUUCCUGUUUUCCAGCAGUCACAAAAAGGUUUCUGAUAAUGCAAUCCCAACUGCUAGCUGUGCUUGGGCCAGGUGUGAAUGACUGUAGGGUGUGUGUGUGUGGAAUAACUCACAGGCAUGUGUGUGGAGAUGGGACUUUUAGACGUGUUGGUUUGAUGAACCUCUUAUCAGUGAUCAAUUAGCAAGACUGGUUAGGUAAGUGCAAGUCAAAACAAUAAUGAAAUUCUUGCAUUGCCAAUGUUGCCCCCUGCAUAUACACACAAAAAGGUUUACAAUGACAAUUUACAUAUAUCUGGACGAGAUUCAGAUUGUGCUUUUUUGUCUCAAUUUUUAAAAAGUUUUUAUCGAAAGAUGAGUGACUUCAGUAUCUGAAAAGUAUACAACUUGGUGAAUUAUAAUCAUGCCCAGACACAUUUCCUGCAGGUGAUUUUAAAGCUGAACUACUGCUUGGAAGUAUGCGAGUGUGCGUGAGGACUUGCUCAUUCAGCUCUGUGGGGAACUUAGGAGGCCAAAGAGCACAUAUUUAGUUAGUCUGGGUGAGACAAUAAUAGAACUGGCUCUCUGGUAGGUGUCAGAUAUUGGAAUUCAAUCAUUAGAUUUUCAGUAAAGGUGUCCUCCCAGGAACUGAAUUUCAAGUUUUUGAUUGCAGUGUAUGCCUGGAGUUUUACCUGCAUAAUUAGGACAUCUAUUACUUUACAACAUUUUAGAGCUUUUUAUGUUUGUGUGUACUGUAACAAUGAGGCCCCCUUUUUUAAAUAGCUCAAUUUACCCUAUCUUGUUGGAGCAAUGUGUGAUUAGAAUCAUGUAGCAUAUUUAUGGUGAUUUCAUUUUUUUAUUGUUUGCUUCUGAUCAUUAAAGUAUUUUAUUCGGAUCUUUCAUUAAAAUACAGUGCUUCUGUAA